Messenger RNA from Anisakis simplex (herring worm), 330 nucleotides. The record is from the annotation of a GenBank genome assembly. Lineage: Eukaryota; Metazoa; Nematoda; Chromadorea; Rhabditida; Anisakidae.
GUUGAAGAAUCGUUGAAAUUUGCCGAGGAGUAUUUGGUCGAGAAAUGUGAGGAACACCCGGAAAUGCAGGAAAAAUUGGAGAAGACAUUUGCAUUGUUGGCGUUCGACAAACCUGAAAACUCACCGUUCGCAUCACUCAUGGAACUGACACAUCGGCAGAUGGUUGCAACCGAUGUGAAUAGCGCUGUGCUGAAAGCACUGCACAAGCCGGCAAUACCACGCAUAGAGGCAUUGUUCCGUAUGAUGGUAUGGGCAAAUCAACAGUUGACGCGUCAUGAUGAUGCACCUGAACCACCCGAUGCGCUGAAUAAAAUGUUCAUGGAGCAGUAA